Molecule: messenger RNA, 2841 nt
Organism: Phacochoerus africanus (Common warthog)
Lineage: Eukaryota; Metazoa; Chordata; Mammalia; Artiodactyla; Suidae
Gene: CTTN
Product: cortactin
Exons: 18
Coding region: 209-1840 (543 amino acids)
Biological process (GO): regulation of actin filament polymerization
Cellular component (GO): actin filament; site of polarized growth; cortical actin cytoskeleton
Molecular function (GO): actin filament binding
Source: RefSeq, a predicted model, not a curated record
CCAGGUCUCAAAACGGGAAGGAAGCGGUGGCCGCGGCGGUCUCGCCGCACUUCCGCUCGCGGUUUCGGGCGCGGGGGGAGCGCGGACGAGGCUUCCCCGUGCCGGGGACUGAGACAGAAUCAUUCCCAAAUGCCGGGGAAGCCUCGUUGGAUCACUGUGUUUUAAGCAGAGCUCUGUGAACAGCUUCCACCUUCCCCUGGAAGAGAAGAUGUGGAAGGCUUCGGCGGGCCACACCGUGUCCAUCGCCCAGGACGACGGGGGAGCUGACGACUGGGAGACCGACCCCGACUUCGUGAAUGACGUGAGUGAGAAAGAGCAGAGAUGGGGGGCCAAGACCGUGCAAGGGUCCGGGCACCAGGAGCACAUCAACAUACACAAGCUGAGAGAGAAUGUGUUUCAAGAACACCAGACCCUCAAGGAGAAGGAGCUCGAGACGGGACCCAGAGCCUCGCACGGCUACGGAGGGAAGUUCGGCGUCGAGCAGGACAGGAUGGACAAGUCGGCCGUGGGCCACGAGUACCAGUCGAAGCUUUCCAAGCACUGCUCACAGGUCGACUCCGUCCGGGGCUUUGGAGGCAAGUUUGGUGUCCAGGUGGACCGCGUUGACCAGUCGGCCGUGGGCUUUGAGUACCAGGGGAAAACUGAGAAGCACGCCUCACAGAAAGAUUACGCGAGUGGUUUUGGCGGCAAGUACGGCGUGCAGUCCGACCGUGUGGACAAGAGCGCGGUGGGCUUCGACUACCAGGGCAAGACGGAGAAGCACGAGUCGCAGAAAGACUACUCCAAAGGCUUCGGCGGCAAGUACGGGAUUGACAAGGAUAAAGUGGACAGGAGUGCCGUGGGCUUUGAGUAUCAAGGCAAAACGGAGAAGCACGAGUCCCAGAAAGACUACGUGAAGGGCUUCGGAGGGAAGUUUGGCGUGCAGACAGACCGACAGGACAAGUGUGCCCUCGGCUGGGACCACCAGGAGAAGCUGCAGCUGCACGAGUCCCAGAAAGAUUAUAAGACUGGUUUCGGAGGCAGAUUUGGUGUUCAGUCCGAGAGGCAGGACUCCUGUGCUGUGGGGUUUGAUUACAAGGAGAAACUGGCCAAGCACGAGUCCCAGCAAGAUUAUUCCAGAGGAUUCGGCGGCAAGUAUGGGGUGCAGAAAGACCGGAUGGAUAAGAACGCCUCCACUUUUGAGGACGUGGCCCAGGUGGCCCCCGCCUAUCAGAAGACUGUCCCCGUGGAAGCAGUGAACAGCAAAACGAGCAACAUCAGAGCCAACUUUGAAAACCUGGCCAAGGAGAAGGAGCAGGAGGACCGGCGGAAGGCGGAGGCGGAGCGGGCGCAGAGGAUGGCGAAGGAGAGGCAGGAGCAGGAAGAAGCCCGGCGGCAGCAGGAGGAGCAGGCCCGGGCCCAGAAGCCCACGCCGCCCGCGUCCCCCACGCCUCAGCCCGCUCCGGAGAGGCCGCCGUCGAGCCCCGUCUACGAGGACGCGGCUCCCCUCCAGGCCGAGCCGAGCUACAGGGCCCCCGAGAGCUCACACGAGCCUGAGCCGGCGUACAGCAUGGAGGCUGCCGGCUACCGAGAGGCCUGCGCGCCGGAGGCCGUCUACGAGAGCACGGAGGCCCCGGGCCACUACCCAGCAGAGGAAGGUGCCUAUGACGAGUACGAGAACGACCUUGGAAUCACGGCCAUCGCCCUGUACGACUACCAGGCUGCGGGCGACGACGAGAUCUCCUUCGACCCCGACGACAUCAUCACCAACAUCGAGAUGAUCGACGACGGCUGGUGGCGCGGGCUCUGCAAGGGCAGGUACGGGCUCUUCCCCGCCAACUACGUGGAGCUGCGGCAGUAGGACGGCCGCGCCGGCCCGCGCCCGCCUCCUGCUGGUUCCGCGGGGCGCCGACCCCAACGGCUUUUACAUUUAAUACUUUUGCUGAUGCUUUUGGAAAUGUUUACGCCACAGAAUUUGCUAAUAUAUUGUAAUCAUGCUCCUCGGAGGGUCGGUAAUUGUUUUUAUGCAUUUAAGGUAUUUUCUUUCUUUGCCAAAUCGACUGUCGCGGGGAGUCCUUGGGGGACCUUGGGGACCGGGUCGUCCCUGCCCAUUGUCGCUGGGGCAGGGGGCACGUCUGGGGAGUCUCUCCUGCCCCUGUGGCUGGGAACGGGGAGGGGCCUGUGGAAAUGACCACAGGGACAGCAGCUCCGAGGUGGGGACCGGCCUCCACGCCCCGGAACCUCUCGGGCUCCCACGGUCUCUGUCAUUCUCUCCGCCUGACCCCCGGCCCCUCGCUGCAGUGUCACCCGGGCCCUUGACGACUGCCCCCCCUGCAGUCUCCCGCCCCCUGGGUCCGAAGGCCUGGCCGGCACUCGCUGAUGGCCCUGUCACCCGGCCGGUGCCGGCCCUGGGAGGACAGCCUCUCCGCUGCGGGAAGGCGGGUCCCUUCCCUGUGGUGACCGCCAGAAACGCUUCCCAUCGAGGGAGCUGUGCUCUCCUGCCAAAAUUCCAAGUUAAGAGACAGCCAGAUUUGCUCGAUUGACCUAAGAACUGGGAGCGAACAAGGGGGAACGCUCUGGCCCGGAGGCUCCGUGGCCCCUCUGGGUGGUCGCUGCGGGAGCCCGUCCCCGAGGGACCAGGAGGCCCGCGGGCAGCGCCCUUCCCGGAUCCCGGAUCCCGGAUCCCGUGGGCGGUCUAGGGGGUUGGGUGGCAGUGACUGAGGGACGGCUUUUCUUCCCUGAAGUGCAUUUUCACAGAUAGGUCGGGUUUUAUAUGCAAUUAUUGUAUCUAAAUUUCUGUAGCACACCUCAUAGGUAUGGUUUUUUUAAAUUAAAUGUUCCAAAUAAACUUUUUUUGAUCCA